This is a messenger RNA of Drosophila biarmipes, 655 nucleotides long. Its product is annotated as vacuolar ATPase assembly integral membrane protein VMA21 homolog. The coding region runs from base 105 to 422 and encodes 105 amino acids. Lineage: Eukaryota; Metazoa; Arthropoda; Insecta; Diptera; Drosophilidae. The record is from RefSeq and is a predicted model, not a curated record. The transcript is spliced from 2 exons. Gene Ontology annotation, cellular component: endoplasmic reticulum membrane. Gene Ontology annotation, biological process: vacuolar proton-transporting V-type ATPase complex assembly.
GAUUUGUCAAAUAUUUCUGAUAACCGAAUGGCAGGCCAAAGCAAAAGCCGAAAUUAAAAGGAAUUAUUGCUUGUUUCAAUUAACCCGGGUAUUUAGCUAGCAAAAUGUCGAAUAAGACCAAGAAGCCCGCCGGUGGCAACGGAGGCGCAGCGAAACAAACCCUGCAGCAGUCGCAUGACUCGCAGGACUACAGCUCCUUCAAGAUAGUGCUCUUCUACUGCAUGCUCAUCGUCUUCCUGCCCGUGCUGACCUUCUUCGUCCUGAAAGGCUUCGUUUUGGAUCAAUUCCUCGACAUCUCCGAAGUAAAAGUCAACAUAGCCUCUGCCGUGGGAGCGGUCGUGGCACUGCACCUCGCUCUGGGACUGUAUAUCUACAGGGCCUACUUCGGAGCACCCGGUUCCAAGGGCUCCAAGUCGGACUAAUCGUCACCCACCCGGACUGCUUCCCCAUUUCCAUUAACUAUAGGUCGGAAAAUCACUCUUGUACAUACAUACCAUAGAUACAAUUGUUUACAUGCCAGCGAGGGAGGAGAAAGUCGCCUGUAAACCGUGUGUAAUCGUUUUCCAUUGCAUAAGUUUCGAUAACAGCGGGGAAAACGUGUUGUCUAGUGUUCUGUGUGCAUCAUUUAUAUUAAAAAAGACAUAAAUAAGUGAAA